UGUCCAACCCACGGUCCGCAGAGACCCCCUGAGACCCGGACCGACCCGGUCUUCUGUGUCUCGUGCUUCCUUGAACCUGCGCAGGUGAGUUGAGGACGACGCACGGUGGCGUCUGACGUCACAGCCGCGGGGUUGAAGUGGAAGGAGGACUGAAGCGGACCUGGACCAGGACCGGGACCGGGACCGGGACCGGGACCAGGACCAGGUCUGUUCCGGACUCUGGACCCUUUCUUCCAGAUGUUCCAGUCGUAGGACGCCGUCGUCCACAUGUCGGACCAGGACGUGGACGCCGUCCUCAUGUCGGACCAGGACCUGGACGUCCCGUCCUGGCUGUCCACCCUCCGCCUGCCCCAGUAUUGCCCCUCCCUCCUCCAGGGGGGGUAUCGGACCCUGCAGGACUGCGCCGACCUGUCGGACCGCCGCCUCCUGCAGCUCCGUGUCUUUCCCACCGGACACCGGCGCCGCAUGCUCCGCAGUCUGGAGGCGCUGGGCGUGUCCAAGGACCGUGAUGGGGGGGGCGGGACACCGGUGCUGCAUCCGAGAAGCAUCUUCUUGACGGACAGGAGGAGGGGGACGUCCUGUCAGCAUCAGAAGGGGAGGAGGGAGGACGACCUGGAGGGGAGUCAGACUUUACCUCCAGGGGCGGGUUUGGGGGGGGGACCACACCACCACCAGGAAACUAGAUCCCUCCGCCGUCCUCAGCCGGCGCCGCGGGACCCCCAGAACAUCGGGACCUCCUUCAUCCCCCCGUCCUGGUCCUCCUCUUCCUCCUCCACCUCCAGCGAGUCCAUCUCCAUCUCCGAGACCCCGUCGGACUGGGACCCCGGCCCUGAGGACCCCGGCCCGUCCACUGUCGAAGGCCAGGGGGGGUUUCAGGGGGAGAUGGUGGAGAACUCCAUCUACGAGGGUCAGCCCGGGGGUCCGGUCCCCAAAGGACCCAGACCCACCCGGUCGUACCGGCUCAGACACAGACCGGUCCCUGAACUCCCCAGUCAGACCCCCCCUCUGCUGCAGGACCGGAACGCUCCGCCUCCAUCCAGCCCCGAACGCCGAACCGGCUCCGAAGGUCCCACCGGUGCAAACGGCGCUGGGAAAGGCCCUCUUCACCAGACCCUGAUCCCCAUCACCCCCUACGGAGAAACCUUCCUGUACGACUACCCAGAAUGCCCAGCGGAGCAGGGAACGGAAGGAGAACCACAGCAGAACCAGCAGGACCAGCAGGACCGGCAGAACCAGCAGGACCAGAACAGAGCACAGAAACACAGACCUGCUGUCCCUCUGCAGUUGGACUCCGUUGACCCUCGUCCUUCUCUGACUCCAGACGUCUUUGAAGACGAGUAUUCCACCGUAGACGAGUGUUCUGCUGUUCGACCACCAGGCCCCGCCCACUCAGUGAAGUCAUCUGAUGCCGUCGCGGUGGCCUCGGCACCGUCUGGUCCUGGUCCUGGUCCUGGUUCUGGUCCUCAUGGUGGAUCUUUGGUCAUGGUGGACUGUGACCUUUACUCUGAACCUGCAGACGCUGUGGUCCAUAACCCCCCCCUCGCUGACAUCUCACCAUACGCCUGUUUCUACGGCGCCCCCAAACAUCAGGUGUUUAAAGCCGGCUGGUUGGACAAGCUGUCCCCGCAGGGGAAGUGUGUUUUCCAGCGGCGGUGGGUGAGGUUCGACGGACACAGUCUGUCCUAUUAUAACAACGACAAGGUCA
Molecule: messenger RNA, 1705 nt
Organism: Sphaeramia orbicularis (orbiculate cardinalfish)
Lineage: Eukaryota; Metazoa; Chordata; Actinopteri; Kurtiformes; Apogonidae
Product: arf-GAP with Rho-GAP domain, ANK repeat and PH domain-containing protein 2-like
Exons: 7
Cellular component (GO): cytoplasm
Molecular function (GO): phosphatidylinositol-3,4,5-trisphosphate binding; protein binding; GTPase activator activity
Source: RefSeq, a predicted model, not a curated record